Messenger RNA from Daphnia magna, 1670 nucleotides. RefSeq lists its product as uncharacterized. The transcript has 2 exons. Lineage: Eukaryota; Metazoa; Arthropoda; Branchiopoda; Diplostraca; Daphniidae. The coding region runs from base 920 to 1453 and encodes 177 amino acids. The record is from RefSeq and is a predicted model, not a curated record.
UUCAGUAAGUGUAAAAAAUCACCUCUUUGAAAAAAAUUUGUGUCCACUAAGUAAUAUUUUCAUCGUUACAUUUCACCAUUACAAUCAAAUUCGCAUGGGAUGGUGGUUAAGGACUCUAGAUAUUUAUGGAUAUGAGUAUGUCGGUUCAAGUCUAUUUUAUGUAAUGUUAUCAAUGUGAGUUUAUUUUAUCUCUAAGUGAAAAUGUUAAUUCCGUUUAUAAUUUUUUACGUAAAUGAUUAAUUCAAUUAACUACAAGAUCAAGAAGAAAAUUUUUCGUUAACAUGAUAAUAAAACUUAUAUUUUUUUAACAUACUACUUUUUUUUUACAACUCAAUUGCCAUAUAGGGCUGUUUGACAUCUUUUUUGACAUUUGUUGCCAUCGCGGCAAUGCAGCAAUCGAUGGUAGAUUUCGUCUGCUUCGACACGAAUUGUGAUUUCACAUCAAGAGAAUGUAUAGCAAUUACAGAAUGUGUAAAUGUCGAAUUGUUGCAACAGAAAAAGCGGAACUAUCUAAUUAUUCAGUCUGCCGAAGGACAGGGAAAGAAGAGAGUUGUGGUUGGAGAGGAUGAACAUAAAUUUUAUCAACGAUAUCCAAAAAAACCUGUAUGUGUGUUCACUUCAUUUUGUAACAGGUAAUCUUAUUUAAAUUAUUACCACUAGUGACCAUAAGACAAUUUGAUACAUUUCUGUAGGAAAGCCAAGUGGUCAAUUCAACCACAAACAUGUUGAUUGGGCACCGUCUAUCAAUUUGGGAUUUAAAAAGCCAAAACUACAUUUAGGUAUUGCAUCAUUGUUCAUUGCCAUAUAUAAGAUAGAUUCAUUGUCCUUGUUUUCACGUCUUAAACUUAUUUAUAUUAUAGUUGGUGACCAAGUAGUUCAAGCAAAUUAAAACAGCGCUGAGCAUCCACCCAUUGCAUUGAUGGAUGUUUUAUUACCUGAAGAUACUGUGGGAAGUGACUGUAAUUCACCCAUAACGUUGAUUACUGUUUCUUCAUCUGCUGAAUCGCCAAUGGAAAUGCAUGAUGAACCCUCAAUUGACGCCGAACAAAAUAUCUCAGCAUGUCCUCUAUUAGAAACAUCACCUGUGUUAAACAAUUGCUGUGAACCCGUUACUGAUCCAGAGUUCGCUUCUAAUGAUUCAUCUGAAAUCAAUCCUGUAAAUCAAUUGAUAGAUUUAAUUGAGCAGCUUAACAUUUUAAAAGAAAAGUUAAGCGUUGUUGAAGACCAACUUGUGCAUGCUAAUAAUAGUAUUUUAGAACUCAAUUGUAAAUUAAGUACUUCAAACAAUAGAAUUGCGUUGCUAGAAAAAUCGUUAGAACAGCGACCAACAGUUGAGGAGACCAUUAAGAAUGUACCUAAUGCUGUAGGAUUUUAUACUGGUAUUGAUAGCUAUGAGAAACUAUGGAUGAUGUACAGUAUCCUGCACAAAAAGGUGAACACCGAUUUAUUUUGAAAAAGCCAUCUGUGGGUAGAAAAAAUUAAUAGUUUACCUUUUUAAGGAGACGUAGGGUGGUUUUGGCGCAAAAUCAUUAUAAGGGGGUUUGGGUAAUAUCAGUCCAGACAGCUAUUUUUUGCCCUAAGUAUUAAAUGUCUGGAAAAAGUGUAGACUGUUUAUCGGUAGACUCCCCUACCCCCCGGCUAAGUAGAACAAUUUUUGCAAUACAAAAUAG